AUGAGUUGCAGGAAUGACAUGCUUAAGUUUGAUUUGGAAGAGCAGACUCUAGCUGUUAUCAAUGGGCCACCGGUUACAGAUCGUCCCCUCUGUUGUCAGAUCAUCCAGGCCGAGGCCAAAGAUGGUGCUGUUGGUUUUUCCGUUUUAUCUUACCCACGCUUACAAAUGUGGCAGGGGAUUAUGAAUAUUCCUGGUGUUGCCACAUGGGUGAUGUGGAAGACCAUUGAAAUGAACAACAUUCUUGGGCUCCCUCCUCAGAUUCAGGCAGGGUGGAGAGGGUUCGAAACCAUACUGGGAUAUUCCGAGGAUACAUAUGCUAUUUUUAUAUACGUGGACACCAGUGUCUACAUGGUUCAACUUAAAUCAAUGCAAUCCAAGAGACUUCACAAAACAAUUUAUAUCAAUGAUUACCAUCCUUUGACAGGUUUCUAUUCACCAGGAAAACUAGUGGCUGCACCCACCUUCGGUGCACCCACGAGGCACCCACGCAAGAAAACAUAA
Messenger RNA from Triticum turgidum subsp. durum (durum wheat), 501 nucleotides. Lineage: Eukaryota; Viridiplantae; Streptophyta; Magnoliopsida; Poales; Poaceae. The record is from the annotation of a GenBank genome assembly.